Messenger RNA from Cladophialophora immunda, 255 nucleotides. RefSeq lists its product as uncharacterized. The coding region runs from base 1 to 255 and encodes 84 amino acids. NCBI's taxonomy places the organism in Eukaryota, Fungi, Ascomycota, Eurotiomycetes, Chaetothyriales, Herpotrichiellaceae. Gene Ontology annotation, molecular function: oxidoreductase activity. The transcript is spliced from 2 exons. The record is from RefSeq and is a predicted model, not a curated record.
AUGGGUUCAAUUGGUGCGAAAGCAGAGAUCGACUUUGGUCAUUUCACCAACAUUGUCAAUGACCAGCCAAGACACAGUGAGAGGCAAUACCGUGGUGUCGACCCAACGAACAAGGAGGCGCUGUGGGAUGUACCCGUGGCGUCGGUAGCGGAUGUGGACAACGCAGUCGAGGCGGCCAGCCGAGCAUUUGCGUCCUGGUCGACCCUACCUGGCCCGUUGCCAAUGGAUGGGCCAUGGGCCCGCUCCAUUCCGUAA